AUGUCUGAGAAGACAACGACAAAGCCGAGAUACUUCGGUAUGACUGGUACAUGGUUGACAGUAUGGGUUACUGUCGCCUGUGCCACCGAUAUGACUCUUUUGGUUUUUGGCGGAGUAGUUGUUACUCAGGAUUACAUUCAGCAGCUCAAUCUCGCCAACAACAACGGUCUACUAUCAACCAUUACUGCCAUCUAUGAUAUCGGAUGUUUCUUUGGAGCCAUUGCUGCAGUCAUGAUCGGUGAUCCACUCGGACGCAAGAAUUCGAUCCUGGUGGGCACUACAAUCAUGUCCAUAGGAGCACUCCUCCAAUGCACAGCGUUCGGACCUCCUCAAAUGAUUGUCGGCCGUAUCGUUGCAGGUAUCGGAAACGGUAUCAACACUUCAACAGCGCCAGUCUGGCAAGGAGAAACUUCAAAGGCAUCGUGGCGUGGUAAACUGAUCAUUAUCGAGAUGAUCAUGAACAUUGCUGGUUUCAGUCUCAGCAAUUGGGUCACUUAUGGCUUCUCAUACCUCGAUGGAGGCGCUGCCUGGCGUGUGCCCUUGGCCUUGCAAUUUCUCUUCAUCUUCAUCCUCUACGGCACCGUCCCAUGGCUGCCCGAGUCACCACGCUGGCUCAUCAGCAAAGGUCGCGUCGAGGAGGCAAACCACAUUCUUGCGGCUCUCGAGUCGACUACUCAUGAUGACCCGCACAUCAUCGCUGCAAGCAAUGAGAUUCAGUAUGCUGUCGAUUACGAGCGCCAAAACUCACCUUCGUGGAGCGAGCUCCUCAGAGGCAAGACUGGCAAGGAGGGCGGUACCUGUACGAUGCGCCGUUUGUUCCUGGGAAUGGGUGCUCAAGCAAUGCAACAACUCGGCGGAAUCAACGUUACCUCCUAUUAUCUGCCUACUGUUUUGAUCCAAUCUGUCGGGCUCAGUGAGAAAUUAGCCCGUCUCCUGGCAGCUUGCAAUUCUGUAUCCUAUCUCCUGUUCUCAUUCAUCUCAAUUCCCAACAUUGAGAAAUGGGGCCGUCGCAACAUGAUGCUGUAUGCAUCUCUUGGUCAAGGCUGUUGCUACCUACUGAUCACCAUUCUCCUGCGCUUCAACGACAUGGACGGCUAUGCUCACAAGAGUGAGGUAGCUUCUGCCUCAGUUGCCUUCUUCUUCCUCUACUACGUCUUCUUCGGUAUUGGCUGGCAAGGAGUACCUUGGCUGUAUCCUACAGAAAUCAACUCUCUCUCGAUGCGUACCAAGGGCGCUGCUCUAGGUACUGCAACCAACUGGAUCAUGAACUUCAUGGUUGUUGAGAUUACCCCCAUCGGUAUUAACAGCAUCCACUGGAAAUUCUACAUCAUCUGGACAGUCUUCAACUUCAGUUUCAUCCCCAUUGUGUAUACUCUCUACCCCGAAACCAGCGAUCGAACGCUUGAGGACAUGGAUCGCUUCUUCCGCGAGAACCACGAUCCUCUUGUGUUCCGCCACAAGGACGCCAUCAGCACCAAGCGUCCUCUGGCCUACAUUGAGCGUGAGGAGGAAGAGGUCAGACGUACUUCUUCUGUUCAUGCUGGCAUGGCAAUGGAAGCAGCUCGCAACAAGAGCAAUGCUACCGAGUUCAACGAGAAGAGAAAUGGCACAAAUCCUGCGCACAGUACUGACGGUAGCCAUGACGAGUUCAAGGAGGAUGUCUAG
Molecule: messenger RNA, 1665 nt
Organism: Aureobasidium musti
Lineage: Eukaryota; Fungi; Ascomycota; Dothideomycetes; Dothideales; Saccotheciaceae
Source: the annotation of a GenBank genome assembly